CCAUACCCGAACCGAUACCUGGAGCUCAACAAUAUCUCACUCACACACACGCGCGCCGUCAUGAUCGCAUCUUGACGCUCUACUGUGACAGACUCGGGGCUCCCUCUACGAAACACCCUUCUGAUGAGGGUAUAGUAAACACGCCAAAUAUCCGCUCGGUGAGCUGGCAGUCGCCAUGCUUUCGGCAUUCACAGCUCGGCCGAUCAUAGAGCUUAAGCAACGGGAUAAGUCCAAGAUUGAGACAAUCCUCGCGCAUGGCGAUCGUGUUUUCGUAGGCCUCAACAGCGGAGCUCUUCGCAUCUACCGUCUCAACGAGCUACCGCCUCCGUCGCCGACCCAGGCCAAUGGCUCCUCUCAACCUCCCGCGGCGGGUUCGCAAGACGCAACCGAGACCAACCCGACGACAGAACAGCCGAAGAAACCUACGGACCUGCUGCGCGAGGUAGAAAAGUUCUCGAACAGGGCGAUUGAGCAGCUCGCCGUAAUCAAAGAAGCCAACACUCUUGUCUCGUUGUCGAACUACUACGUAUCCCUCCACGACCUCGGAACCUAUGAGCCCCUGGAGACUCUAUCGCGAACGAAGAACGCCACCUGCUUUGCCGUCACAUCAAACAUCGUGAAAGAUGCAGCAACCGGAAUACCAGAGAUUAUAAGUCGCCUGGCGGUGGCUGUCCGUCGUCGAUUGCUGCUAUGGAGCUGGCAUGAAAGUGAGCUGAGCGCCGACGUUGGGGAAGUCACAUUACCGGAAUCGAUACGAACCGUCACAUGGGCUAGCGCGACAAAGAUUGUAUGCGGAAUGAACGCGGGAUACGUUUUGGUCGACGUAGUCACCCAUGAGGUCGAAGAUAUCAACAGCCCAGGCUCCGCGGCAUCAGGCGGGCAGGCCAGUCGUUUCGGAGCGGUGAGCAGCGCUGGAAUGGGCUAUAUGGGCCUCGGAGGAUACAUGCCCAAGCCGCUCGCUGCGAAGCUUGCCGAAGGCGAGCUGCUGUUGGCCAAAGACAUCAACUCCAUGUUCAUUACGGACGAAGGGAAGCCGGUUGAAAAACGACAGAUUCCCUGGCAAGCCGCUCCUGAGCAGAUCGGCUACUCGUACCCAUACAUCCUGGCUUUGCAAGCUCCGUCAAAAGGCUCGCUUGAAGUCAGGAAUCCAGAGACGUUGCACCUGUUGCAGACCAUACCCCUUCCAGGGGCGGCGCAACUUCACUUUCCGCCACCUAAUGUCAGUCUCGCUCACGCGGGCAAGGGAUUCCAUAUCUCCAGCGACCGAUGUGUUUGGAAAAUGGGGGCUACCGACUACGAUUCACAAAUCGACGAGUUGGUCGAAAAGGGCAAAUAUGACGAGGCCGUCAGCAUCCUUAACAUGCUUGAGGACGCCCUCCUCCGGAACAAGAAGGAGACUCUCCGAGAGGUCAAGAUGCUCAAGGCUGAGAUGCUUUUUAAGCAAAAGAAGUUUUACGACUCCAUGGACCUUUUCAAUGAGGACGAUGUUCACGCACCACCUGAGCGAGUUCUCAAGCUUUUCCCGCCAUCCAUCGCCGGGGAGAUGUCUGGUUGGGCGCACGGAGCGCAACCGGAUGAAUCUGGCAGCGAUGAGAAGGAGAGUGAGGAGGAACCACAGCAGAAAACAAAUGGAGAUAAGCCCAAGGAAGAUGCAGCGGAAACACCCGCAUCCCCGGCAAAAGGAGGCGUUGGAUUUGCCAAGUUAUUCAUGGGCUCUCGCAAAACGGUGCAACCAGAUGCUGCCUCGAUCAUAUCCAAGAAAGACACAAUAGAUGUCGAAGAGACUGGGAGCAUCAGAAGCAAAGCCACCGAGAACCUGCCGCUUGAGGGCGAGGAGCUCUUGGCUGCCGUCACAUCGCUGGCUGGUUAUCUUGUGGGAACAAGAACGCGUCUACAAAGGGUCAUUGACCCGAGCACUGGCAAGCUGAAGCGGACAGACACCAAUGGCUCCAACGAAGAGACAAUGAAGAGCUUCAUGUCCGGCUCCCACGACGAUGAAUCGGGGAGCCAACUCGAGGGAGAGAUCCGGAGGACGUCGCGAAUUGUCGACACCGCUUUGUUCCGGACUUACAUGAUGACCAGGCCUGCUCUAGCUGGGCCUCUUUUCCGCCUCCCGAAUUUUUGCGAUCCAGACGUGGUCAACGAAGCACUGCUUUCACAUAGCCGAUACAACGAGUUGGUUGAUUUCUUCAGCGGCAAGAAGCUUCACUCGCAGGCACUUGAGCUUCUGAAGCGCUUUGGAACUGCCGAGACACCGGACGAGGCUGCACCAGGCUUGCAUGGGCCUCAAAGGACAGUCAUCUAUCUUCAAACACUGCCGCCGUCUGAGAUUGAUCUCAUCCUGCAAUACUCGGAAUGGACCUUGAGAGCGGAUCCAAAGCUGGCCAUGGAAGUCUUUAUCGCAGACUCUGAAAACGCCGAGACGUUACCUCGUGGCCGGAUCGCUCGUUUCCUGGGCGGGAUCGAUCCAGGAUUGGAGGUGCAGUACCUGGAGCACAUCAUCUCCGAGCUUGACGAGUCAACUCCAGAUUUCCACAAUCGUCUUGUCGAGCUCUUCAUCAAGCAUUUGAAGGAAAAGAAACGUGACGAUGAAUGGGACGCAGAGAUGGAUCGUUUCGUGCAGUUUCUCAAGACCAGCAGCCAGUACAGUCUUAGCAAGGCGUUCAGCCUCAUCCCUCGCGACGAUCCUGCUUUCUACGAAGCUCAAGCCAUAGUGCUGAGCAACAUGGGCUCGCACAAGCAGGCACUGGAAAUCUACGUCUUUAAGAUGAAGAAUUAUGCGAAGGCCGAAGAAUAUUGUAAUAUCGUCCAUAAGUCCAGAGACUCUAGGCCUUCGUCUCCAGACCAGUCACGACGCCCGUCAUCGGCGGAUGAUCCCGAGGAUUCGGCUCCAUCCAUUUACCAUACCCUUCUUUCACUAUAUUUGACUCCACCGUCACCCCAUAAACCAGCACAUGACCCGGCUCUCGAGCUACUGUCGAGGCACGGAUCGCGUCUCCCGGCAGCAUCGACUCUCUCUCUGAUUCCCGACGACCUCCCUGUUCGCGAUCUUGAGUCAUACUUCCGUGGCAGAAUUCGGUCUGCUAACAGCGUCGUGAACGAGUCGCGCAUCGUAGCUCGGCUGAGAGACACGGAACUGGUAUCGACGCAAGCGCUCCUGCUCCUUGGCGACGGCAUACCCGGCGGACAGGGCGGACGCAACAGAAGGGUGACGAUUACUGAAGAGCGGCUAUGUGGCGCUUGCCACAAGAGACUGGGGCGAAGCGUGGUGUCGGUUCUUCCGGACAACAACGUGGUCCACUAUGCGUGUUUCAACAAGGCGACAUCGCAGCGACCGCAAAGCUCUCGGGCAGGAAACUGGGCUCGAAGGUUUUCGUGAUUGAGGGGGCGGCAAGGAACGGGCGGGAUGGCAGGCGGUAGUCUGAGGCGUGUUGGUGUCGUUGCUUGUGUUUUUUGUUCUUGGUACAUAUUGGUACUCGCAUAGCCUUGGGUUUUUGAGAGCGGCAGCAUGAUACAGCAAUACCCCGUAUAUAGGUGGCACAGAAUGUACGAUUGGCGCCGUGAAAAGGUCAAGAAAGUUUUCAUGCCUCCCUCCCCUUUGCGUUGCUUGUCGCUUCAGUCGUCUGAGGGGGGUGCCUCCUCGCCGUAAUUCUCCUCCUCGAGCGCCUCGUCGACGGCCGACUUGGUUGCGGUGGUACCGCCGUUCUUUGCGGCCUCCUUGGCCUUGUCCUCUUCCAUGCGGGCGGUGAGUUCCUUGUUGAUGUGCUCCUGGGCGGCGUUGAUGGACUUGCGCAGGGCGUUGAGGUAGGCGGACUUGUCGCCGGGCGCGGAGGAUGGCGGGGCGGGGAGGGAUUCGGAGAAGGUGAAGGGUUCGUUUGUGGGGGAUUGGUAGGUUGCUGAGAAGUGUAGGGCCGGAGCGGCGGUGGUGGGGUUUGUGUCUGCCAUUGUUUAUUGAGUUGGGGAUGUCGUGGUCUCGUGGGUUGGAUGGGCAGGGCAAUUACGCUUGGUAGGCUGUGGUUGCGAUGUGUUGAUUCAGACGAUGCAAGAAAUAAGUGAAAUAAAAGGCAUGACGAAAAUUGAGUGCGGCUCGUUGGGGUUGGCUUGGAAGGAAUAAUUGCCCCUCUUCGAUCAUUCCAGCUGGUCCCAAUCCAAUGUUCCGCUGAAGAUGGAACCUGGAACAACUGCGGGGUUGAUUACACUAAGUCAGCCCGCCUGCCGG
Molecule: messenger RNA, 4219 nt
Organism: Colletotrichum scovillei
Lineage: Eukaryota; Fungi; Ascomycota; Sordariomycetes; Glomerellales; Glomerellaceae
Product: vacuolar sorting protein 39 domain 1
Exons: 4
Coding region: 176-3379 (1067 amino acids)
Biological process (GO): vesicle-mediated transport; endosomal vesicle fusion; intracellular protein transport
Cellular component (GO): fungal-type vacuole membrane; cytoplasm
Source: RefSeq, a predicted model, not a curated record